AUGGCUGUCACCGAAGGCCACCAGGCCAUUUUGGUGGUUGCUCCUCGCCUCAGAUCCUAUGCAGACUUGGUCCUGGAGACUCCUCAGCCUAUCCCUGAAGUCAUGGUACCAUUCCGAUCUCACAAAAUUGUUGAUGGAGAGGUCUGUAUUAUCUUCUCUAAAGAUGAAGUGGACCGCUCGGCUAUACCUUUUCAAUACUCUCUAGUAUUGAAAUUUCUCCGACAAAGACCCUCUCUUGAUUCCAUAAGAGCAUUCAUCAAAGCCAGAUGGGGUCUAUCAAACCAACCGAUUGUUUCAUCUAUGAGUAAGCCUGUCUUCGUGCGACUGGCGUUGGAGGAAGAUUUUGUUAAGGCUUUUGCUCGUGAGAAUUGUGAAAUCAAUGGAGUACCGUAUAGAGUUUUCCAUUGGACUACUGAAUUCCAAGAAGAUCAAGAACCAAUCCGUGUGCCGGUGUGGAUCACGCUGCCAGGUCUUCCACCAAACUACUAUCAUGAGUCUUUCCUUCGUAGCAUUACGGCUCCAAUUGGAAGAUUUCUAAAGCGAGACAAUCCCACCCGAUGCGCUACUCGUACAGAUGGUGCAAGAAUCUGUUUAGAGAUGGAUAUUUCUAAAGAGCCUAUUCAAGCGUUGUGGAUUGGUACCCCCCGAAACCCCCAAAGUCUUUAUCAAAGUAUUGAGUUCGAGACAUUGCCGGCAUACUGUCCAAAGUGUCAUGUUCAAGGUCAUAACUCCAAGACUUGUAAAGGUGAAGGCAAGAAACGUAAUGUGCAGAUGACGGAACCAAAAGAGAAGGCAACGAUGGAACAGGUCUGGGUUAUCAAGGAAACCAAAGGUGGGAAUCUUGUUCAGAAGGGUGAGUCUAGCAAGGUGGAAGAGAGGCAAUUGAAUGUGGAGGACUUUAUUCCAAAUGAUCAAGUAUGGGAGAAAUCGGAUGCUGACCGUAUGAAUGGUGUUGAAGACAGAGGAAUGGAAGCAGUUCCAAUAUUAGAGCAGGAAGAGGCUGAUGGAGAACCGGGUUCCACAAUUCAGGUGCCCAUUAAUCCAGUUAUUGACUAG
This is a messenger RNA of Juglans microcarpa x Juglans regia, 1056 nucleotides long. RefSeq lists its product as uncharacterized. The coding region runs from base 1 to 1056 and encodes 351 amino acids. The transcript has a single exon. Lineage: Eukaryota; Viridiplantae; Streptophyta; Magnoliopsida; Fagales; Juglandaceae. The record is from RefSeq and is a predicted model, not a curated record.